UUCAGUUGCUGAUUGCUAUGGGAGAAGCAGAGCAUCCAUUGCUACGGCCGGCGCUGCCUCAGAACGCAUUAGAGCAGCAUCAGCAUCAGUGUCUGCUCAGAAGAACAUGUUUGGAAUCAAAGAAGAUUUGGCAAAUAGCAGGUCCCUCCAUCUUCAGUCGCCUUGCCAUGUUCUCCAUGACUGUUAUCACUCAGUCUUUCGCCGGCCACCUCGGUGAACUCAAUCUCGCCGCUAUUUCUAUUGCCUGUACCUUCUUUAUCUCAAUCAGCUUCGGCUUCUUGCUUGGCAUGGCGAGCGCAGUUGAGACCCUUUGUGGCCAAGCCUACGGGGCCAAACAAUACCACAUGUUGGGCAUUUAUAUGCAACGUUCCUGGAUAGUUCUGUUCCUAUCUUCAAUUUUGUUGCUGCCCAUGUUCAUUUUCGCCACGCCCAUAUUGAAGUUCCUUGGGCAACCCAAUGGAGUGGCGGAGCAAUCAGGUUUGGUGGCGAUUUGGUUGAUUCCGUUCCACUUGAGCUUCCCAUUUCUGUUUACUUUGCAGAGGUUCUUGCAAAGCCAGCUGAAGACCGCCGUCAUAGCAUGGGUUUCAGGGAUAGCUCUCGCAAUCCAUGCGUUUGUAAGCUGGGUUUUUGUUUACAAGAUGAAAGUUUCGAUUGUCGGGACUGCCCUUAUUCUUGAUUUCUCAUGGUGGGUGUCAGUCGUGGGUCUCUUGGGCUACGUUGUUUUUGGUGGGUGUCCACAAUCAUGGAAUGGUUUUUCUGUCGAAGCUUUUGUUGGUCUCUGGGAAUUUUUCAAACUCUCUGUGGCUUCUGGGGCCAUGCUCUUAUUGGAGAACUUCUACUACAGAUUGUUGGUUAUAAUGCCAGGAUAUAUGCACAACACCGAAGUUGCAGUUGAUGCUCUUUCCGUCUGUGUAACUAUCUAUGCUUGGGAAUCUAUGAUACCGCUAGGAUUCUUGGCUGCAACAGGGGUGCGUGUGUCAAAUGAGCUUGGAGCAGGCAAUGCAAAAGGUGCAAAAUUUGCAGCUUUGGUGUCAGUGUUGAAUACUUUAGUGGUGGGAUUUAUAUCAUGGCUGAUAAUUAUGAUGCUUCAUGAGAAGCUUGCCAUGAUCUUCACAACAAGCUUACCUGUUAUCAGAAUGUUCAAUGAGCUAGCAAUCUUGCUGGCUUUUACAAUUCUUCUGAACUGCUUGCAGCCAAUUCUUUCAGGAGUAGCAGUUGGAUGUGGUUGGCAAGCUCCAGUGGCUUAUAUAAACAUCGGUAGUUACUACAUUGUGGGGAUCCCUGUUGGGAUUCUCCUAGGCUGGUUGUUACCUUGGGGUCUUAUUGGUAUGUGGACUGGAAUGUUGAGUGGAACAAUCGUUCAAACAUUGAUUUUGACUGCUAUUACCACGAGAUGCGAUUGGGAAAAAGAGGUAUGCAAAGCGGGAAUUCUUGUCAGGAAUGAAGCGGCUCUCGCCCAAUAACAGCUGGAAAAAGUUGUAGUUUCUAUUAUGAACUAACCACAACCCCAUGCGUUGCAUGGGUUAGCCUAUUCAAUUAACACAUAUUUAUGAAAUGAUAAUAUAGUUUAGAUAAUUGUAAUCAUAUUAUGUGGCACGUGGUCAAGAAGGAAUUAAAGUGCUUCUUAACAAAGGUUAAUGUUUUACUGAUACUAGUCUUUGAACAUGCAAAUCCAAGCUUCUUUUUGCAUGUUGUGUUGAAUUCUUUUUACAUGGAAAUCUGUUUGUGCUGCUGAA
Molecule: messenger RNA, 1736 nt
Organism: Prosopis cineraria
Lineage: Eukaryota; Viridiplantae; Streptophyta; Magnoliopsida; Fabales; Fabaceae
Product: protein DETOXIFICATION 27-like
Exons: 8
Coding region: 18-1463 (481 amino acids)
Biological process (GO): xenobiotic detoxification by transmembrane export across the plasma membrane
Cellular component (GO): membrane
Molecular function (GO): antiporter activity; xenobiotic transmembrane transporter activity
Source: RefSeq, a predicted model, not a curated record